AUGCGGGGGAGCUGGGACGGGAGCCGGGUUCCAGGGGCUCCAGGCAGCUUCCCGCACCUGGCAGGCAUCUUUGUGGCCCUCGACGUAGCCGGCACACAGGUUCCCGGGCAGCACUAUGUGCUCCGCUCUGGGCACACUGGUGCCCACGUGGAUGACCAACUUCUGGAUGAUGGCAAGACACUGGGAGAGUGCGGCUUCACCAGUCAGACGGCACGGCCGCAGGCCCCAGCCACCGUGGGGCUGGCCUUCCGGGCAGAUGACGCUUUCGAGGCCCUGCGGAUCGAGCCCUUCUCCAGUCCGCCCGAGCUGCCCGAUGUGAUGAAGCCACAGGACUCAGGAAGCAGCGCCAAUGAACAAGCAGUGCAGUGAGAGGGCUCCUGG
Molecule: messenger RNA, 381 nt
Organism: Puma concolor (puma)
Lineage: Eukaryota; Metazoa; Chordata; Mammalia; Carnivora; Felidae
Source: RefSeq, a predicted model, not a curated record